AUGGCGGUAACCGACCAAGGCCCCCGACCUGCCCGCCUUCUAUAUGUCAGGGAUCGAAUCGGGAACCACCGUUGCCUUGUGGACACUGGUGCACAAGUCAGCGUUAUACCCGGAAAACCUUCCGACAAGAAAGUUCGUCCGGGUCUCACGCCAGCACUCCAAGCUGCGAACGGGUCCACCAUAAACACAUACGGUCUACGUUCCCUCACUCUCGAUAUCGGCAUACGCAGGACGUUCAGGUGGCCCUUCGUGGUUGCCGACGUGGAGCACCCGAUUCUUGGGGCAGAUUUCUUACAUUUCCACAAUCUUGACGUCAGCAUAAGGCAGUGCCGCCUGCGGGACAAUAUCACGAACCUCGUUACCGUCGCUUCCGUCUCUAGAGCACAGUCUGCUAGUAUUUGCACAUUUAUACCAACUUCACGAUACGAGAAGAUCUUUGCGUCAUUCCCGGAACUCUUGAAGCCAUGCAACCUUCCCGCACCAGUGAAACACAAUGUCAGUCACCGCGUCGAGACAACAGGUCCACCGGUCACGGGACGCUUCCGACGUCUUUCCGGCGAACGCCUGGCCAUAGCUCGUCGUGAAUUUGAGCACAUGCUGGCCCUGGGAAUUAUACGACCGUCCGCCAGUAAUUGGGCUUCGUCACUACAUAUGGUUCCCAAGAAGGAGGGAGGCCAAUGA
This is a messenger RNA of Ornithodoros turicata, 681 nucleotides long. RefSeq lists its product as uncharacterized. The coding region runs from base 1 to 681 and encodes 226 amino acids. The record is from RefSeq and is a predicted model, not a curated record. NCBI's taxonomy places the organism in Eukaryota, Metazoa, Arthropoda, Arachnida, Ixodida, Argasidae. The transcript has a single exon. Gene Ontology annotation, biological process: proteolysis. Gene Ontology annotation, molecular function: aspartic-type endopeptidase activity.